AUGGCUUCACGAAUAUCAAUAAGAAAACAAAUCUUAUUGUUUUGUUCAUUUUCUUUACCUUUAUUAGCAUCAGCUGCCACGACGGAUACACCAACCACAUGUUAUGUUAUAAAUGGACAACAUAAUGCCAACGCAGGUUAUAGAUGUGAUAAUUCAACAACGGGUCAUAGUUCAUGUUGCGCAGCUGGUGCAAUAUGUUUUUCAAAUGGUGUUUGUCAACAAGCAAAUGGGAAUGUCCAAGAUUAUUUAAGGGUUGGAUGUACAGAUCCCACAUGGAAAGAUCCAGCCUGUUUAGAUCAAUGUACUAGUUAUGCUAGAAGUUCAACUGCUGGUAUAAGAUUUUGUAAUGGAGCUAUAACAUCAACCACAGAAUAUUGUUGUGACACCGGUGCCGACGGUGUAGGGAGUUUUGCUUGUUGCGAUAAUGACACAGAUAUAUUCAACAUCUCGCCCGUAGCUGAACUCCUCGCUCAGGUUCCCCUCGACUACACCUCAUCAUCUUCAUCAUCCUCAUCAUCCACAUCUUCUGCAUCUUCUACAUCUGCUACAUCUUCCGCGACCACUUCAUCGGCAUCAACAACCACUACAUCCGGCUCAACCACAGCAGCAACCUCCGAGUCAGCCGCCUCCCAAACAUCCGCCGCCCCUCUGCCUACCGUAACCGCAACCUCAUCUUCUUCUAGUCACGCUGUCGCCAUCGGUGCCGGCGUCGCUAUUCCCUGCGGUAUCCUUGCGAUCGCGGCUCUUGGGUGGCUUUUAUGGAGAAAAAGACGCGCAUCAAAGCAACAGGCUAAUCAACUUCCUAAGAAUGAAGAAGGAUUUCCCGGCCAAGAGUAUCAAAAUCCAAAUCAGAAUUCACAAGCAUAUCAGCCUACAGAAGGAGCUUAUGUGCAAAACCAACACGGAGUGGCUGGGCAUGGAGAAUAUGGUCCAAGUGAAAUUGGAACGGGAUAUCCACGGGGAAAUUUGGGAGAGGCGGGUGGAAUCGGGAUGGCGGACAAGAAGGGAUAUUAUGCACCGCAGCCGAGCGAGAUGGAACAGCCGAGAACGGUGCAUGAGAUAGAUGGGGGGCAUUUCAGGGGGUAA
Messenger RNA from Botrytis fragariae, 1086 nucleotides. RefSeq lists its product as uncharacterized. The transcript is spliced from 3 exons. The record is from RefSeq and is a predicted model, not a curated record. Bases 1 to 1086 code for a protein of 361 amino acids. Lineage: Eukaryota; Fungi; Ascomycota; Leotiomycetes; Helotiales; Sclerotiniaceae.